Molecule: messenger RNA, 1838 nt
Organism: Alnus glutinosa
Lineage: Eukaryota; Viridiplantae; Streptophyta; Magnoliopsida; Fagales; Betulaceae
Product: putative disease resistance protein RGA3
Exons: 3
Coding region: 135-1838 (567 amino acids)
Biological process (GO): defense response to other organism
Molecular function (GO): ADP binding
Source: RefSeq, a predicted model, not a curated record
UCUUAAAGCAGUGCCCAUUGGCUUGCCCUUCCGCUUUACGCAAAACACAUCUUCCCUAAUUCUACACUCCCAACAACUCUCAUCACUACUUCAACAGCGGGUUUCAGCGUCAUCACUUGAUUCACCGUCAACAAAUGGCAGAGUCAGUUCUCUUCGACACUGCUGCCGGUAUUAUUAAGAGUUCGGCCUCUCUUGCUCUUCAAGAGAUUGGACUACUCUGUGGUUUCAAAGAUGAGCUUAAAAAGCUUGGGAAAACGGUUUCCACCAUCCAAGCUGUGCUUUUGGAUGCGGAGGAGCAACAGGCCCACAACCAUGCGGUCAAAGAUUGGCUUGGGAAGCUCAAGGAUGUCAUGUACGAAGCUGACGACUUGCUGGAUGACUACUCCACUGAACUUCUACGGCGACAAGUCAUGGCAGGGGAUAAUAAGGCAAAACAGGCACGCUUAUUCUUUUCCAAAUCGAACCAGCUUGUUUAUGGACUUAAAAUGGGUCAUAGGAUCAAGGCAGUUAGAGCAAAACUGAAUGAAAUAGCAGAGGAUAAGAAGAGCUUUAGCUUUACGGAGCGCACACAGCUUGAGCAUAGGAGGAGAGAAGAUACACACUCUUUUGUACCUGAGGAAGAAGUCAUUGGGAGAGAGGGCGAAAUGAAGGUUGUUAAAGCGUUGUUAUUCGAUUCCAAUGUGAAAGAAAAUGUUUCCAUCAUUCCCAUAGUUGGGAUUGGUGGACAAGGAAAGACCACGCUUGCUCAAUAUGUGUACAAUGACAGGGAGGUCCAAAGACAUUUUGAUUUGAGGCUGUGGACAUGCGUCUCUGAUCCUUUUGACGUAAAAACUAUUGUUCAAAAGCUCAUAGAAUCUGCAACUAAGAAGAGACCUGAAAGUCUUGAGAUAGAUCCGUUGCAAAGUUUGCUUCGAGAAACAAUUGGUGGGAAGCGAUACUUACUUGUUUUAGACGAUGUAUGGAAUGAGGAUUCUAAUAAAUGGUCCGACCUGAAAAUUCUGUUGGUAGGUGGCUUGAGGGGAAGCAAAGUUUUGGUUACCACAAGAAACAAAAAAGUUGCAGACAUUACACGUACAACUUUGCCAUAUUUUUUGGAAGGUCUAUUUGAAAGUAAUUCUUGGGAUUUAUUCAAGAAAAUGGCAUUUAAAGACGGGGAAGAGCCAAAGAAUCCAAGGCUAGUGGAAAUUGGAAAGGAGAUCGUACAAAAGUGUGCACAAGUUCCUCUUGCUAUAAGGAGCGUAGGGAGUCUAUUAUAUUUCAAAAACUCGGAGGAUGAAUGGUUGAAGUUUCAAACCAAUAAGCUUCACGAAAUAACUCAACAAGACAAUGUUAUUUUCCCAAUACUAAAGUUAAGUUAUGAUCAUCUCCCGCCACACUUGAAGCAAUGUUUUGCCUUUUGUUCACUAUUUCCAAAAGAUUAUAGAAUUAAAGUGGAGGUGUUGAUUCAGUUAUGGACAGCGCAAGGCUUUAUUCAUUCGUCAGAUAGAACGAUAUGUCUUGAAGAUGUUGGUCAUGAGUAUUUUAUGGAUUUGCUUUGGAGGUCAUUUUUCCAAGACAUAGAAAGAAAUAAAUAUGGAGAUAUAAGAAGUUGCAAAAUGCAUGACCUUAUACAUGAUCUUGCACAAUCUGUAGCAGGGGAUGAAUGCUUAAUUUCAAAUCCAGAUGCAAUAAAAGUAGUUGAAAGAACUCACCAUGUGUCAUUUGAUUCUUUAAAUUCAUUAUUGGAUAUUCCAGCUCCCUUACUCAAGGCAGAUAGACUGAGAACACUUCUUCUACAACCUCCAACAUUUGAAUUCUUUAUGGCAGACAGAAAUUACCGGAAGACACUAGAAACUUGA